Messenger RNA from Eriocheir sinensis (Chinese mitten crab), 5540 nucleotides. Its product is annotated as ankyrin repeat and IBR domain-containing protein 1-like. Gene Ontology annotation, biological process: ubiquitin-dependent protein catabolic process; positive regulation of proteasomal ubiquitin-dependent protein catabolic process; protein polyubiquitination. The transcript has 20 exons. The coding region runs from base 440 to 4765 and encodes 1441 amino acids. Gene Ontology annotation, molecular function: ubiquitin protein ligase activity; zinc ion binding; ubiquitin conjugating enzyme binding. NCBI's taxonomy places the organism in Eukaryota, Metazoa, Arthropoda, Malacostraca, Decapoda, Varunidae. Gene Ontology annotation, cellular component: ubiquitin ligase complex; cytoplasm. The record is from RefSeq and is a predicted model, not a curated record.
CUACGGGAGGUAUUUCUCGCAACACCGCCAUGGAGAGUCUAUUGAUUGUGACGUUCGGGGCCAAAAGAAGUUGAUUUUAUUUUAUUGUACACGAUAACACAGUAGUAGUAAUAGUAAGAAUAGUAGCGAUAGUCCUCCGCAAGGGUGCAAGGCAUGAUGGUCAGGGCCGGAUACUACGUGCGUGAGUGCAUAGGGAGGUGAUGAUGUGGUAUCAACCUGUAACACUGAUGGAUUUGACCCCGGUGGGAAUGAGUCUGGGGAUUAAUCAGUUUUGGAGUAAUUCAUCAUAUGCCACUCUUCCGUCUCGCCCUGUUCCACUCAGCCAUCCUUGUGUACAGGUGGGCAGGAGAGGGAUGCAGGCAAACUUUAGAAGACUGUGACUGCAGUGGUGUGUGUGCUUGGCAAGCCUAGGGAGGGACAGCCCUUGGCUCAGAAGAGAAUGGGAAGUGCCUCGUCCAAGUUUAAGAAAUAUCUUCAACAUGGUGAUGAAUUUGCUGCUAUGCAGGUUUUCCAAAGCUCUCCUGAACUCCGCUCCAACCUUGACCCCAGUGCAAGCUAUGGAGAGUCUCACAACCACAACACUCCCUUGCAUUAUGCUGCCAAGCAUGGCAUGAAGCAUUUGCUGAGGACUUUUCUCAGUGAUCUUGGAGGAAACCCAAAUAAGAAAAAUGCAGAUGAUGAGACAGCAGUUCACUGUGUCUGCCGCGUUGGGCAGGCCAAGUCUCCUUCAGCAGAGGAUCGACGUGCAGCCUGCAUUGUCAUGAUCUUACAGUGGCGUGGACCUUUGCUGCCAGAUGGGGAGAAAGAAAGGGCUCAGCUUAAUGCCCAAGACAAGAAAGGAAACACUGCCCUUCAUUAUGCAUCAGCCUCAGGGCUCCAAAAAUGUGUGGAGCUCCUAGUGGUUCAAGGAGCAGGGCUCUUCCUUGAGAACCGGGACCGAUUGACUUCAUGUGAUCUGGCUGUCCGGCUUGCCCACCAUGAUGUGGCUACCUACCUUGAAUCACGGAUGGUCUUUGCUGACAGCUGUGAUGGCAUCAAUGAGAAUGAACUGGUUGGCCGUGAGGGAGAUACAGAGGGAGACAAUGAGGUGUACUCAGGCCUACGUGCUCAAGACCUUCAAGAAGCUAAAGAUCAGCUGCUAGUGGAGACGGCAGAUAUGCUGCACAUCCCUCUCUUUACUGCGGAAGCUCUUUUGAGAGACAAUGAAUGGUCCAAGGCUCUGUUGCUGGAGAAGUGGAUGACCAAUGCUGUGCAGUGCUGUGAGGAGGCUGGCAUUGCCCCUCCUGCAUCAGCCCUUCAGCUUGUAGGCCCCACGCCACCUCUCCUCACACCAUCACCCCCCACCUCUGUCAUCACUCCUCCCCCUCCCCCUCAUAUACCUGAGGUGGCGGAGGAUAAUGAAGGCGGGAGGGACGUAAAAAAUCUGUGUGAAAUCUGCUUUGGGGAAAUGAGGAGCUGGGAGCUGCAGGAGCAUGGAGGUGCCAGCUGUCAACACCACUUUUGUGCCACCUGUUGGGAGAGCUAUCUCAGCCUCAAGAUCCAGGAGGGUGGCGCUCACCACAUCCUUUGCCCUGCCGUGCGCUGCAACAUUCUUGUUGAUGUAGAUUUUAUUGAGAAGAUGGUCAGUCCAGAGAUAGCACGAAAAUACCUGCAAUUUGAUAUACAGGCCUUUGUGGAGAGAAACAAGACAAUCAAGUGGUGUCCACUUCCUGGCUGUGGCAGGGCCGUCAAGUUCCCAGAAGCGGAGCUUGAAACACAACCAUUUUACUUCCCUAACACAAAGCCACCACCCAAGACAUCCCAUGCUGUUGACUGUGGAAAUGGACAUUUUUUUUGCUGGGAGUGUCUUGGGGAAGCCCACUCACCUUCUGGCUGUGAGCAGUGGAUAGAGUGGCAGGGCAAGGUGGCAGAGGUGAAACCUGAAGAACUGCACAUCAGCUCAGGGGAGACAGAAGAUGCAGCAAAUUUCCUUUGGCUGGUGACCAACUCCAAGCCUUGCCCCAACUGCAAAAGUCCCAUUCAGAAAAAUGAGGGAUGCAACCACAUGAAGUGUUCCAAGUGCAAGUUUGACUUCUGCUGGGUGUGCUUGGAAAGCUGGAAGAGGCACUCCUCUGCCACGGGCGGAUACUUCCGCUGUAACAGGUUUGAUGCACAGAGCAAAGCAGAUGAGAAGCUCGGCGUGCUGCUGUCAGAGGCCACCAUACGGAACCACCAAAUGCAAGAGCUGAACAGGUUCAUCCAUUAUUACACACGCUUCAAGAACCACCAGAAUUCACUUAAUAUGGAGGAACCUCUGCUCAAGAGUGCCAGGGACAAGAUGGAAGUGUUAGCAACAUCACUGCCUUCUCAGGAACAGCAAGGACAAGCUUCAGUGGAAAAGGGGACACGCUUUGUGGAGGAAGGAGUAAAGGAACUCCUUAAAGCACGGCGUGUCCUGUGUGGCUCCUACGUCUAUGGUUACUACCUGGAAGAUAAUGGCUACAACAAGACCAUCUUUGAGUACAUGCAGAAUGAACUGGAAGAGGUAACAGAAAAGUUGUCGGAGAUGGUGGCCCGUCAGUACCUGGUAACACCCCGGCGCCAGAUCAUUGCCACCACCCUGCUGGCACGGAGGCGCAGGCACAAGUUCGUAAGGGCUGUCAGCAGGGGGCUGCUCCCUCCCGAAACACCUCCUGCCCUGCGUCGGGCACGAAAGAGGAGACUGCCUGGCUUGGUUGGAAUGGAUCCACCAGAUGAUAUGGAGAAUGUGGAGGCAAUGGGCAGAACACUCGACCCAUCACAGCCUUGGGUGAAGGACUCCCGGGGCUGCCACACCAACCUGGCAGCCUUGCUUGACUGGCCUGAUCUGGACUCUGAUGAAGAGGAAAGCAGCUUGAAUCAAGCACUUACUCUUACGCUGCUUGGCAAGUGCAGCCGCAAGGCCUGCCCUCGACCUCGAGCACGUAACCCUCGCACAGGAACCAUUCAUGACUACUGCUCCCUCCACUGUGCUCAACGUGCCAAAUACCUGCCUGACCAAGGGGAUGGAGAAUCAGAAUCCUCAUCAUCAUGGGAGGUUUGUGAUUCCAGCAUGGAACUUCUCAUUGCCCUUGAGAUGUCUCGCCUCCAGAUGAUAGAAGAUGAGGCACGGCGUCGACUCUCAUGGCUGCAGGAGCACUCCAGAGAGCAGGGAUGGGAUGGUUCUGUAGACAAUAGGUCCCAGCAAGGUUGCAUAGAUGUGUCUGCAGUGCCAGGAACCAGUGUGGCCCACAAUAGCAUAUUCAGUUAUGAAGUGGCCUUCGGAGGCAUGAGUCAGGGUGGUGGUGGGAGCAGCCAGGAUGAAGCCUCAGGAUGGAUACGGCCAGAACUGGGUGAAGGAGCCAUCUCCUUCCAGCCUUCUAGUGCUGAGAUAGCAGUAGAUUAUUUUCUGAAAAAGCUGGCCAAUAAGGAUAUCAGUCAAAGGAAUCUCAAUGUGGAAAAGAGUUGGGCAGAGAAUAAGAAGGUGGAGAAGGACCUCAUCUGUUUCCCUAAGGUAACUGUGCCAGGAGAAGUGGAGGAUGGACUCUUCCAGUAUGGUGACCUCCAUGAAAAUGGUCAUCUUCUUCCACCCGUGGACCUGAGACGUGACCUAAGACGUUCACAGUCCCUUGGUGACCUGAAGACCUGUGAGGAAACAUUAUGCCUUUUAGAUGUUGAUCACGCACACCAGGACCACCCAGAGGAGAGCCUGCGGCAACGAUUUACAGCAGUGGCGGCGACAGACAGGGUCAGUGUGGAUGACGAGGAAACAGAGAGUGGCGGAGAUGUGGAAAACACUGACCCAGGUGGAGCAUCAGAGAUAAUUGGGGAGAUGGAUUCACCUCUAAUGGAUCUGGAGGUGAGGGGUAUUCUGAGUCACCUGGAGGAAUCUCCAGGUGUGGCUGGGGAUGGUGGUUGUGGGGUGGGGGGCCAAGAACCUUCCUUCCAAUUGGUGGUAGAUGAAGGAACAGAUAAAGAGGAGAGUAACUCAACAGAGCAGAGUAGCAGUGCACCUGUGGCCAACAUUAAAGGGUUGCGCAUCCAUAUCUCUCACUCAAACAAGCUGGAGGGUCAGGGAUCCAAUGAGUAUGAAUCAGAGACAGGAAUUCCAAACUCUCCAACGCUGUACAUCAGUGGUGUAUCCAUCUGCCGCUCUCCUGAACCCCGCUCUCCCAAGGUGCACCACCGAGAGGUUCGCUCCCCGAGCCUCACCCUCCCUCUCUGCUGCACCCCUGAGCCACGUCCAAGGUUUGAGGGACGACUGGAUACAUCACCACUUCCUAUAUACAGUCGAUCCCGUUCUUCUUCUCUUGUUGUGCCCAGCUCAUCAAGCUUAUCUCCAAGAGUGUGUGCACGAACUUCUGGUGCAUCUUUGCACCUAUCUUCCAUCUCUCUUCAAGCCACCAGGGCCACCUCUCCCUUUCUCACAGGAGAACUUAGAGUGUCUCGAUCAGCCUCAGAGCCUGAGAAAGGGAGGCUAGUGUUCCAGUUCCCUAAAUCUCCUACAGAUGGGGCGUUAAGCUCAGUUCUUCAUGUGGAGGAGUCAACUCUGAGCUCUGAUGAUUUUCAUGAAGCACUGUUCCUCGGAAAAUCCCCAAAACCUGUAAAGAAAAAACGUUCAAAGAAUGAGCGCAACAAAGGGGCCAAAGAACGAUCCAAAGGUGAUAAAGAAGGCAAGGAGAAAGUCAAGGAAAACAAAAUAAAGGAAAAAGCAAAAGACAAUGGAAAAGAAAGGAAAGAGAGCAAAGAAAAGAGAAAAAUCAAAUAGCUCACUUUCACUGUGUAACUGGGAGAGCAACAUGAAGCUUCAUGGCAGUGACUUCUUUGUUUCUGGUUCAUCUCAGGCUCACAAGUUAUUCAAGAGAGAGAAAGUCUCAUUUUGCUGAAUUUGAAGAAAAAGGCUGUGUUACACAAGAAAGGGUCAACACACACUCUUAUUUAAUAGUGGGAUGGCAAUGUAAGCUUUGACUAAGGCCGGAAAAUGUGAAAACAGAGGAUAGGCGUUUAAUACAUGUACCUCAGGUGUGUGUGUGUGUGUGUGUGUGUUUACCUAGUUGCAGCAUAAAGGAACUGUGCCUGCAUUCUUGUUGUCCUUCUACAAAUUCAGGCGAGGGGGAUUGCUGGCCCAUCACUUCCACAGCACCAGGCCACAACCUCAUAACUUAAGUUUGUACCUAUUCUUUGCUAGUUGAACUGUUGCCAUUGUUUGAAGAGACCCAAUCAUAUUGCUUCUGCUCAGCUGGAGAUUUGUAUGUUUGUGUGUGUAAGAGGAGAGUGAAUUGUCCAGCCAAUAUAUGGAGCAUGUAGGAACUGAGUACAUGCAUGUGUAUUCAUUUCCUUCUGAAGUUUAUUAUUUUGGCCUGGACUAUUCAUUUUUAUCGUUAUUCCACACCUCUAUGCUCUCUUUUAGAAGGCUACAUGUUUUAAUGUUAUUAAUUUGUUGUCUUCAUUUGUGUUCAUGUUUGGUUCUUCCCUCCAACUAUGCCUUGAUUGUAGUCAUCAGCAUACUCUUAAUUAAAAAUGCCUCGGCUAUUUUGCAGUCA